Nannospalax galili (Upper Galilee mountains blind mole rat) is the source of this 1612-nucleotide messenger RNA. RefSeq names its product gap junction protein alpha 4 (gene Gja4). The record is from RefSeq and is a predicted model, not a curated record. Gene Ontology annotation, biological process: cell communication. Gene Ontology annotation, cellular component: connexin complex. The coding region runs from base 89 to 1090 and encodes 333 amino acids. NCBI's taxonomy places the organism in Eukaryota, Metazoa, Chordata, Mammalia, Rodentia, Spalacidae. The transcript has 2 exons.
GCCCUGCAGGCUCCCGCGGGCGCCACUUAGGCUGUGGUCGCCUCCACCUGGGCUCGCCCGGCAGGCCGGCGACAAAGGCCCUGGAGCCAUGGGUGACUGGGGCUUCCUGGAGAAGCUGCUGGACCAGGUCCAGGAGCACUCGACCGUGGUAGGCAAGAUCUGGCUGACCGUCCUCUUCAUCUUCCGCAUCCUCAUCCUGGGCCUGGCAGGCGAGUCCGUGUGGGGCGAUGAGCAGUCGGAUUUCGAAUGUAACACAGCCCAGCCAGGCUGCACCAACGUCUGCUAUGACCAGGCCUUCCCCAUCUCCCACAUCCGAUACUGGGUGCUGCAGUUCCUCUUCGUCAGUACACCUACCCUGAUCUACCUGGGCCAUGUCAUUUACCUGUCUCGGCGGGAAGAAAGAUUGCGGCAGAAGGAGGGAGAGUUGCGGGCACUGCCAGCCAAGGACCCACAUGUAGAGCGAGCAUUGGCUGCUGUGGAACGUCAGAUGGCCAAGAUCUCAGUCACCGAGGAUGGUCGGCUGCGGAUUCGUGGGGCCCUCAUGGGCACCUAUGUGGCCAGUGUGCUGUGUAAGAGUGUGCUGGAAGCAGGCUUCCUCUAUGGCCAAUGGCGCCUCUACGGCUGGACCAUGGAGCCCGUGUUUGUAUGCCAUCGCUCACCCUGCCCCCACCUCGUGGACUGCUAUGUCUCUCGCCCCACAGAGAAGACUAUCUUCAUCAUUUUCAUGCUGGUGGUAGGGGUCAUCUCCUUGGUGCUCAACCUGCUGGAGCUGGUGUACCUGCUGUGUCGCUGUGUCAGCCAGGGGAUGAAGGCAAGGAAGGGCCAUGAUGUUCCCCCAGCCCAGGGCAGGUCUUCAGACUCCUACCCUGAGCAGGUUUUCUUCUACCUCCCCGUGGGUGAGGGGCCCUCAUCCCCGCCAUGCCCCACCUACAAUGGGCUCUCAUCCUCUGAGCAAAACUGGGCCAACUUGACCACAGAAGAGAGGUUGACCUCUUCCAGACCUCCUCCUUUCCUAAACCCAGACUCCCCGGGUGGCCAGAGGCCCCCUAGUCGCCCCAACAGCUCUGCAUCCAAGAAGCAGUAUGUGUAGGGGCCUGGGGCUUAUGUCACUCAACAGAGAGGUCCUAAGAAGUGUGUCCUCUUUGGAUGCUUCUCAGAUGCCCGGUCUUCAAAGGCUCUGCAGAGACCACUGGGCUAGAGAAGUGGACACUUGCUGGGCAAAGGACUUGAUUACAGAUGGUUCUGGAAUAUCUGGGGUCUUUGUGGUGACCAGAUGGCACUGUGGCUUUGUUUAGAAUGUGAUUUUGCCCACACAUGGACACAACGGGUGGGGUGCUCUUGGCCAAAGAAAUUAUGGGCCCUCUGACCCUUUUCACCUGAUCCAAAGGGACCCAGAACUCUUGAUCACUUGGUCCCACUGUGGCUGGGGUUGCCCUCACACCCUGUCAGGGGAAAAGGCUGAUGUAGGCUGCUGGCUCAGCUUGAUCACCUGGACAGGCAGAGCCUGCACUAGAUCUGGCCCUGUCCAAGGGGGCUGGUUGGUGCCUUAUUUCAUUCAUUCUUUCCUACUUCCACUGUUUAUGCUUCUAAAAUAAACAGGCCUCAAUCACAA